This is a messenger RNA of Meleagris gallopavo (turkey), 2356 nucleotides long. The record is from RefSeq and is a predicted model, not a curated record. NCBI's taxonomy places the organism in Eukaryota, Metazoa, Chordata, Aves, Galliformes, Phasianidae.
UCACUCAUGAGGAAGAGCUAUUGACAUUUGGUUUUCUGCCCUCCUUUCCACUCUGCUGUUAUCUGAUUCCCAGUGAGAAACCCACUGUGGUGGCAAUAAAUUCCAGUUCUAUGGCAGAUACUACAAGCUGUUCGUAGUGGAAUCUGGCAAACUAAAUGAAGGGCUGGCAAACGGGGCAAAGGCAUUAAAGCAGAGAGACACAGCUCUUCAAGGACUGGAUUCUUCAGAUGCUAUCUCAGUAGCAGAUGUUUGUCAUUGAAGUAAAGAUUAAAAGUGGUGGCAGAUACCUGAUUUUCCGACGCUAUCGUGAGUUCUAUGCCCUACACACCAAACUAGAGGAGAGAUAUGGGGGGGAGAGCAAGAAUAGCCCUUUUAGCUGCACACUCCCUGUAUUGCCAGGGAAAGUUUAUGUUGGGGCCAAACGGGAAAUUGCUGAAAAUAGGAUUCCUAUUCUAAAUAUCUACAUGAAGAACCUACUCUGCCUACCUGUUUGGGUGUUGAUGGAUGAAGAGGUGCGUCUGUUCUUCUACCACUCCAAUUUUGAUAGUGAACAGGUGCCCAGAAGGCUGAGACGGCUUCGCCCACGGACGCGUCGAGUUAAAAGCAUUUCAUCCCAACUGCCUGUUUUGGACCGUGUAGCAACUCCUCGGGCUGAGGCACUAUUUGAUUUCUCUGGAACCAGUAAACUGGAACUCAGUUUCAAGAAAGGAGACUUGAUCUACCUACUUAGCAGAGUAAACAAAGACUGGUUGGAGGGAACAGUUAAUGAUGCCACUGGGAUUUUCCCGUCUGCUUUUGUGAAGAUCAUAAAAGAUUUACCGCAGCAGGAAGACAUAGUUAAUAAAAUACGCUGUUAUUACUAUGAUGAGACAGUAAGCACUAUCAGGGAUAUAUCAGUGGAAGAGGAUCUGAGCAGUAUUCCAUUAUUCAAAGAUCUUAUGGAACUGAUAAAGCAGGAGUUUGACCAACAUGACAUUGUUUUGAAUUACCGGGACCUCGACGGCGAUCUGAUCCGGCUCCUCUCUGAUCAGGACGUUGAGCUCAUGGUGUCUCAGAGCAGGAAGAGGUCCACUGAGAAGCAUUUCUUCCCUUGGAAGUUGCACAUCACUCACAAGGAUGACUUCAGUGUCUACAGCACUAGUCCAGGAAUAGGUGAUACACAAACAGUUAGGACAACAUGAGUGCUGUAGGGUAGCAGUAGGCAACUACAUUGUCCUUCAGGAAUCCUUCUCUGCAGACAGUUUCUUUCAACAAGGCUUUGAAGAGAACUUGAAAAGAGUCAACUUACCUUUCAAUGUAAAAUCUGUACUUAGCUUUUUGAGCUGUUUAGCACUCCUAUGUAUGUUACAAAGAUAUCUUUAUGAAGACCAGGGAAAGCGAGGAAUAGAGAAGUAAAAUCACUGGAUUUGUUCACAAAGCAUGCCAGUGUUAUGCUGCAAUAAAGGUUGAGCAUCCUGAGCCCAAAAUCUGCUCUAAUCUCCAUCCUUGCUUCCAGAGCCAAUUACUUGCCCAGAAUGUUUUCAUAAGCUUUUAUUUUAUUUUAUUUUAUUUUAUUUUAUUUUAUUUUAUUUUAUUUUAUUUUAUUUUGUCGCUGUCUGCAGUUCUGGAAGCAUCAAGAAAACUUUAUUUCAGCAAAGAAAUUACAGCCUGGUUUUGCUUUCUUCUUUCCCUUGGCCCAUAUUUUGAAUUCUGUAAAUCAAAUCUAGUAUACUUGCAGUGUUACUUAUAGACUUCUCAUAAUUGUACGGUCUCUCUGCUUCCAGAUUCUGCGAUAAGUGAUGUGAUUCCUGUCCAAUUAGUAAUCUCUUCUUAGUCUCUCUUCUUCUGCUUUCUAACCCCUCACUGCAAAACAGAACUAACAAUAAAUGACUGUAUCAGACCUUUCCAUAUAUAAACUUAUGCAUGUAUUUAUUUUAUCAGUGUCUAUUACAUUUUUAAAUUUUUAUUCUUAGAGAGGAUGAAAUAAUUCAUGUUCUUUUAAUUAAUUAAUUAAUUAAUUUUGUUUAAAAGGGAACUUGGAGAAAGAAUUUAAAUGUCACCUAUUUAGCUUUUCUUAAGCAGGAGUUUGUUAUUUAAAAAAGCCCCAAACCUUCUGGUCUUUCAUUUAUUUAUGGUCAUGCAAUUAAAAUGUUCCUCUUGAACAAAUUUAUUGCUGCUUGUUAGAAUAAGAAGUUACGUAUGCUUUAUGUAAAUCCUACAAUACCUAAAAUACUGUAUUAUAAAAAUACCAUGCAGUCGUGGUGCUAAAAGGAUACCACCAUGCAUAAAUAUAAUCAGGAAAAAAGUACUGUGGUUUAGAUUCAUUUCUUAAUUUCUGUGACAUUAAACUAUACUUCCCCAUUGAACCUCCCACAUU